Messenger RNA from Harpegnathos saltator (Jerdon's jumping ant), 903 nucleotides. RefSeq lists its product as uncharacterized. The transcript has 3 exons. The coding region runs from base 237 to 572 and encodes 111 amino acids. The record is from RefSeq and is a predicted model, not a curated record. Gene Ontology annotation, molecular function: nucleic acid binding. Lineage: Eukaryota; Metazoa; Arthropoda; Insecta; Hymenoptera; Formicidae.
UAGUGCUCGCAGUGAAUAUCGGAACGCAACCUAUGAUGAUUUUGCUAAUGUGCUGCUUAACGAUACCGAACGAGAAGCUGGAUCCUAUAAUAUCCUAACCUAAAUUAGGUUAUGUUUUCAUAGAAAUGACCGAGUGUACAUCAAAGCUGUAAAAUGCUCAUUAUGUUUGACGCAAAAUACACCUACAGGGUGAUCCAACAAGAGGGGCAGGAUUUUAAUUUGGUGCCGUUUUCGUCAUGUGCACUGCAGUGUCGCAAUUCUUCAGUGUCGUCUACUGUAUUCUAGAAGUUAGGAAAUAUCGAAAUGGACCGUUAUAUGCAGUGCAGAAACAUUGUGGUUCCGAAAAUGAGGCUGGAAAAGUUGUCACUGUCAAUGUUGAACGAUAUCGCGACAUAAUCUCCAACUCCUUAUGGCUAAAACUAAGUGACUUUGACGUGAGUGGCAUGUGGUUUCAACAGGAUGGCAUGACAUAUCAUACAGCUCGUGAAACCAUGCAGUUAUUGCAUGAGAAAUUUCCUUGCGUUAUUUCGCAGAAUGAUGACAUCACUGGCUCUCAAGAUCUUGCGACUUGAUGUCUCUGGAUUAUUCUCUUUUGUGUUAGUUGAAGGAGAGAGUUUACGCCGAUCUUGAAACUACGGAAUGCUUAAAGGAAAAUAUUCGACGAGAAAUUGAUGAAAUUCAACCUUUUAUGUUGCAAAAAAUUGUUGAAAACUUUACUAACGAGUAGUAAUUUGUAAUAAAAAAGUAGAGGCGGUCAUUUAUACGAUGUUGUUUUUCAUACGUAAUUCCCAUUCCUAACGAACACAUUGGUAUAAUAAAAAUGAUAAUUUACAGAUAAUUUCGUUGUUUCAUUUACAAAACAAAUCUUGUACUUCUAGUUCUGGAUCAUCCUGUACAUAUCUU